AUGGCUCAGUUCAGUAAAGAAGAGCUUUCUUUUGUUGAAGAUCUUCCUAAGCAUGUGGAGAUAGAGUGUCCAGUUUGUCUUAAUGUCUUGACAGAUCCUUAUAUCGUAAGCUGUUGUGGAUAUAAUUUCUGUGGGUCUUGUUUUGAGAUAGUGAAAGCUAGUAUUAAUGGAUCCUGUCCUAUGUGUAAAGAGAAGGAAUAUCAAGCAAUACCUGAUAAGAAGUGUUCACGUAUUAUCAAUGGAUUGGAGGUCUACUGCAGUAAUAAGGAGAAAGGAUGUCAAUGGAAAGGAGAAUUGAAGAAUAUUUCUACUCAUCGUAAUAAAGAGAAGAGAGAAGGAGAAUGUCAAUAUGAAGAAGUAAAGUGUCGAUAUAAGAAAUGUAGAGAGAGAAAGCAACGUAGAUAUCUUAAGGAUCAUGAAGAUAAUAAAUGCCUUCAACGUCCAUUCGAAUGCCAAUACUGCAAAAUAAAACAUACAUUCGUCUCUAUUACAGAGUAUCAUUACGAUCGAUGCAGGCAGUAUCCUGUUACUUGUCCUAAAAAAUGUUCAUCUACUACCAUGCCACGAUAUAAAAUCACUGAAAACAUUCAUAUCAAUGAGUGUCCAUUAGAGCCAGUAGAUUGUCAAUUUGAUGAAUAUUUACCAAAAUCACUGAAGAUAUUUGGAAAGCUUACGUACAAAGCUAUAACAUGGCCCACCAAUAGAGAAAGAGAUGUAAAAGUAGACACAGAUGUUCCAUUGCUAGGAGACACUGAAUCUACCUAUCAGCCAUUACCUCAUGAUAUUCUUAAUGGCAUUAUCAGCUGUGAGGGUACUCUACCACAAGGAGUAAUUAAAAUAGAAUUAGCAAGACAUAUGACAUUUAUGAUUGAUACUGCUACGAUUUAUACUUAG
Molecule: messenger RNA, 894 nt
Organism: Amphimedon queenslandica
Lineage: Eukaryota; Metazoa; Porifera; Demospongiae; Haplosclerida; Niphatidae
Product: TNF receptor-associated factor 3-like
Exons: 2
Coding region: 1-894 (297 amino acids)
Biological process (GO): regulation of canonical NF-kappaB signal transduction
Cellular component (GO): plasma membrane signaling receptor complex
Molecular function (GO): zinc ion binding
Source: RefSeq, a predicted model, not a curated record